Molecule: messenger RNA, 767 nt
Organism: Hyposmocoma kahamanoa
Lineage: Eukaryota; Metazoa; Arthropoda; Insecta; Lepidoptera; Cosmopterigidae
Gene: Csp
Product: dnaJ homolog subfamily C member 5
Exons: 2
Coding region: 16-636 (206 amino acids)
Biological process (GO): regulation of neuromuscular synaptic transmission
Cellular component (GO): type Is terminal bouton
Source: RefSeq, a predicted model, not a curated record
AAGCAAAUAAUUAUCAUGGAUAAAAGGAAACUAUCAACAGCCGGAGAUAGUCUUUACCAAAUACUCCAAGUUCCAAAAACCGCGACACCAGAUGAUGUCAAGAAAAGCUAUCGAAAAUUGGCGUUAAAGUAUCAUCCAGAUAAAAAUCCGAACAAUCCAGACGCCGCUGAGAAAUUCAAAGAAGUAAACCGUGCUCACACAAUCCUCAGCGACGCCACUAAACGGAACAUUUACGACAAUUACGGUUCCCUCGGUCUGUAUAUAUCAGAGCAAUUUGGAGAAGAAAACGUCAACGCCUACUUCGUAGUGACGAGUGCUUGGUGUAAGGCGUUGGUCAUCGUGUGUGGUAUUCUCACCGGGUGUUACUGCUGUUGCUGCCUGUGCUGCUGCUGCAACUGCUGCUGCGGCAAGUGUAAGCCGCGCCCACCGGAGGAGUCCGGCGAUUACCACACACUGGAGCGGGAUGAUUCUGACGGCGUGAACCCGACAGUGACCACGCAGCCGGGCGGCGAAGGCCGGCCUGUAGGAGAGCAUGCUCCCCCCGUGGCCAUGCCAAUGCCGCCGCCACCAACAGGAGCAGGGGCCUCGGAAAAUACAGGCCUGAAUACAGGAAGCAGUAUUCCAAAAUACACAUGAAGUAAUCACAAGCUAGUCUAAUGUAAUUGUAAGAGAAAUGAGGAACUGAUUGCUUAUUACCACCAACAUGCACAUUGUUAAAAAUGUAAGCCUAAAAUUAGUUUAUUAUAAUAUUGUUUCUUCACGUAAAA